AUGAAUCCCUUCCUUGUGAUGUCUCUUCUCUUUGGCUUGGUUUUUGGCCAAACAGCAUCACUUUGUGCUCCUUCGGAGUAUACAAUCCAUGUGGAGAAAAGGGAAUGUGCCUACUGCCUGGCCAUCAACACGACCAUCUGCGCUGGAUUUUGCAUGACUCGGGACAGCAAUGGCAAGAAGCUGCUACUCAAAAGUGCUCUGUCCCAGAACGUGUGCACAUACAAAGAGAUGUUGUAUCAAACAGUGCUGAUUCCGGGCUGCCCUCAUCACACCAUCCCUUACUAUUCCUACCCUGUCGCUGUGAGCUGCAAGUGUGGUAAAUGUAACACUGAUUAUAGUGACUGUGUUCAUGAGAAGGUUAGGACAAACUAUUGCACUAAACCACAGAAGCUCUGUAACAUGUAA
Messenger RNA from Indicator indicator, 405 nucleotides. It is a transcript of the gene TSHB, whose product is annotated as thyroid stimulating hormone subunit beta. Gene Ontology annotation, cellular component: extracellular region; cytoplasm. Gene Ontology annotation, molecular function: hormone activity. Bases 1 to 405 code for a protein of 134 amino acids. The record is from RefSeq and is a predicted model, not a curated record. Gene Ontology annotation, biological process: G protein-coupled receptor signaling pathway. NCBI's taxonomy places the organism in Eukaryota, Metazoa, Chordata, Aves, Piciformes, Indicatoridae. The transcript is spliced from 2 exons.